Molecule: messenger RNA, 716 nt
Organism: Ochotona princeps (American pika)
Lineage: Eukaryota; Metazoa; Chordata; Mammalia; Lagomorpha; Ochotonidae
Gene: VPREB1
Product: V-set pre-B cell surrogate light chain 1
Exons: 2
Coding region: 95-634 (179 amino acids)
Biological process (GO): immunoglobulin production; immune response
Source: RefSeq, a predicted model, not a curated record
UCCAGCAGGUGCUUCCUCCCCAAAGGCUGCCCAGGAACUGUUCCUACAACCACAGCUGCCAAGCCAAGGAAGCCUGGGAUGGCGGCCACCAGGAAUGGGGCGUGCCCAAUGGGGCGUGCCCCUCAGAGCAGGGAGGGGGAUGCUGGCUUGGCCAGGAGCCCUGGCUGCAGGACACUGCACUCUGCAGGUCGCCACCAUGUCCUGGACUCCGGUCCUGCUCCUGCUGCUUGCCCACUGCACCGGUGGUGAUCCCCAGCCGGCACUGCACCAGCCGCCCGCCGUGUCCUCGGCCCUGGGCACCACGGUCCGCCUCUCCUGCACCCUGAGCCGUGACCACAGGGUGGCCCUUCACAGCAUCUACUGGUACCAGCAGAAGCCAGGCCACCCGCCCCGAUUCCUGCUGAGGUACCUCACGAAUGCCAAUCAGGAGCGCAACCCCCAGUUGCCCCCUCGCUUCUCAGGCUCUAAGGACUUGGACAGCAACAGGGGCUACCUGACCAUCUCUGACCUGCGGCCCGAGGAUGAGGCUGUGUACUUCUGCGCAGUGGGAAGCCUUGAGAAUGAGAUGGAGAAGCGGGAGGAAGAGCAGCCUGCUGCCUCUGGGUCCUGGGCCCCCUGGGACAGCUCGCCUUGAAGCAGUCCCCGCAGGGGGUUGGCACACACUUGGCUUGGAAAGGAGGAGGUGGCAGACGUCUGGGAUGGGGGAUGCUGCUCAG